UGCGGGGUGGCGUCGGGGAGCGCUGUGCAAUGGGGAGCAGCCCCUCUUCCAACGGAGGAGGGGGGCGGUCGGUCGAAGGGGUGGGGGGAACCCAGGAAUAGAUGCCCGGGGUGGGAUAGCUUCCUUGCGCACCUCGCCUUUUGCAGCCGCGCGCCGCGUCUGCAACAGGAGCCGGCGAGCUAUUUGCAAGCAAGCAACCCGACUCCGCUGCACCGCCAGCCUUGGCUGCUUUUCUGUGUGCGCGCGUGGCACGUUUGCAUUUCCGUGGCUUGCUAUGGGCAUGCGCGGCGACCAAGUGGUUUUUUUUCCGGUGGGGCCGGAGGCGCGCAGGCCAGCGGCACCCCGAGCCAGAAGCGCGCAGAAACACUAUGGAGACUGCCAGCCACAGCCUGAUCCUCCUGCAGCAGCUGAACAUGCAGCGGGAAUUUGGCUUUCUCUGCGACUGCACUGUGGCCAUAGGAGACGUCUACUUCAAAGCACACCGAGCUGUCCUGGCUGCCUUCUCAAACUAUUUUAAGAUGAUAUUCAUCCACCAGACAAGCAGCGACUGCAUAAAGAUCCAGCCAACAGAUAUCCAACCUGACAUAUUCAGCUACUUGCUGCAUAUAAUGUACACUGGCAAAGGACCCAAACAGAUCGUCAACCAGACCCGGCUGGAGGAAGGCAUCCAUUUCCUGCACGCCGACUACCUUUCCCGCAUGGCUGUGGAAAUGAAUCAGAUGCUGUCGCCGGAGUCCGUGCAGUCUUCGAACCUGUACGGCAUCCAGAUCUCCACCACGCACAAAUCCGUCAAGGGAGGCCUCCAGGCGAAGGAAAGUUUGACGAGCCUCGGGAGCAGAACCGCCGGCCAAAGCGAUCACCCCCAGCUGCAGCUCUCGUUGGCCAUUGGGCUCGACGACGGCUCUUUGGACCAGCAGCUUUCUCAUCCUUCGCUCCCUCCGGCUGUGAAGCCGGCAGAGGAGCUUCCAAACGCUCCCGUGACUAUAAAACAGGAGAAAAGCGACCCGGAACAAGUGGUGUCUCAGAGCCACACCUCGUUGUCCCCGGAUGUCAGCGGCCCGGCCUUUUCUAGGACGAACCUCAAGGUCCAUUUAUGCCAGUACUGCGGGGAGCACUUCGAAUCCCGGAGCAAUCUGCGCGAACACCUCUUCACGCACGUCUCGGGAUCGCUGCCGUUUGGGGUUCCGGCCUCGAUCCUGGAAAGCAGCGACCUUGGCCAGCUGCAGCCCCUGCACGAAAACCACGAGGCCGCGGAAAGCCACCGGCUGGGCUCCUUCCUCCGGAAAGAGGACGAGCGCCACCUGGAGCAUCCGGCGCACGGCAGCUUGGAGCCUCUGCCCAUCGGCCAGCUGUCUCUGGUUUCCAAGGAUUCUGAGCCGGUGGAACUGAACUGCAACUUUUCCUUCUCGCGGAAGAGGAAGAUCAGCUGCGCGGUUUGCGGCCACAAGUUCCUUCGCAAGAGCCAGCUGCUCGAGCACAUGUACACCCACAAAGGCAAACACUUCAAGCUGGGCCGGUGCCAGAGGCUGGGCGGCUCGGCAGCCCCCAAAUUUCAGCUGCUUGGGAGCAGCUGGACUCCAGUGAAGAGCACCGCCCUCUCGCAAGCUCACGCGGAUUCGCAUAACGCGCCGGAUCCUGACCUCUCCCAAGAGAGUAUUGACACCAUACUGGUUGAAUAGCUCCUUUCCUUUUUCCUGUGUGCGUUUUUUGCCUGUGAAUUCCUGCACUCCUUUCAACGUCUCUCUCGUUGUCGCUGAAGGUGUUUUCUGUCUUCUUGCAAAAUAGGAAUCGGCAGACUGAAAGCCCUGUUCUGGGUUGUCUCAUGGACUCGGUUGCGCGGCUGUUUCUCACGCUUCUCCAGUAACGUAUGCACUGGGGAGACCACAUGGUAAGGGGCAGGUGACAUGGCUGUGCAUUGCUGCAAAAUGCAAACUAAAUUGAGUGCACUCCCACACCUGAAAUCAUAUGAGAUGUCAGAGGUAGGUACAGAUAAGAAUGCAGCUUCAAAGGAACAAUCGGACAUGCUUAUAGUGCGCUCACACGUGUUUUCUUUUGCAAGAGGAACUUACUGUCAGAGCUGAUUGCUGCCAUCAGCAAGCCCUGCUUUGCCCAAUUGCAGGAGUGGUUUGAAUGCAAACCACACCUGCAGAUGGACUUCAAACAGGGUUUCCCCAAACUUGGGUCUCCAGCAGUUUUUGGACUACAACUCACAUCAUCCCUAGCGAGCAGGUCGGGGAUGUUGGGAAUUGUAGUCCAAAAACAGCUGGAGGCACAAGUUUGGGAAACCCUACUCUGUGAUGAGCCCCUUUGACAGUGGUUCUCUAGCAAUGUCCCUCCAGUGGAUCCUGCAUGCCCUUGACUAGAUUUCAGACCCAGGAAAUAUCCCUUUCAGAGACUGAGGAAAACAGCAGGGCCAGAGAUCUCAUUCCCUCUAUGGCAGUUCCAUGUGUUCACAUAACAACACAUUUUAUGCUAGCCCCAGCAUUCUUGCAGAUGGAAUAGCCUGUAGAGUUUGUUAUAUAGGGCUAUCGCCAGUGUAUAGAAAGAGUAAAUAAAGUGGCCAGGAGCAGUCGUGCCCUGAAGCCACUUUUGAGGCUGCACCUGGAUUGAGUUUCGGCUGCCCCUGCUGCAUCUCUGCAGGCUUCCCCGUUCUGGCCUCACACCCUCCCAAAGAGCUUCCACCCGGGAGGCUGAUUUUGUGGCACCUGCUCAUCAGGUGUGAUUGGGUAGUUCAACCUGCGAUGCAGAGAUGGUUACAAGACUGCCCAGCCUCAGGGGAAGCCUCUCGUCGCCCCUCUGGAUGAGUUGCUGUCCACGAGGCUUGUCUCAAAUCGGUGACUCCUGCAGAAACACAUAGAAUUGGUCCCUCUGGGGAACCUUUUGGAGACAGCAAAGGAAGUGAUGAACAAGAUCAGGUUAAAAGCAGGCAGAGCAAUGGAUAGAUGUAGCCUACAGCCCACCCAUUCCAAAUUCAUGUUUCUAUACACUCAAGAGAGGUGCAGAAUCCUGCAUUUGUCCCUCUAGGUCUGAGGUUCUCCAACACUGCUUGGAAAAAUCUUUUCACAUGUAAGUGGUGUGUUCCUUCAAUUCAGGAGAAAAAGGCGCAAGUUUGUCAGUUUUUGGAAGUCU
Podarcis raffonei (Aeolian wall lizard) is the source of this 3129-nucleotide messenger RNA. It is a transcript of the gene ZBTB25, whose product is annotated as zinc finger and BTB domain containing 25. The record is from RefSeq and is a predicted model, not a curated record. The transcript has 3 exons. The coding region runs from base 369 to 1679 and encodes 436 amino acids. Gene Ontology annotation, molecular function: DNA-binding transcription factor activity, RNA polymerase II-specific; RNA polymerase II cis-regulatory region sequence-specific DNA binding; protein binding. Gene Ontology annotation, biological process: regulation of transcription by RNA polymerase II. Gene Ontology annotation, cellular component: nucleus. Lineage: Eukaryota; Metazoa; Chordata; Lepidosauria; Squamata; Lacertidae.